This is a messenger RNA of Phodopus roborovskii (desert hamster), 5495 nucleotides long. It is a transcript of the gene Map3k4, whose product is annotated as mitogen-activated protein kinase kinase kinase 4. Lineage: Eukaryota; Metazoa; Chordata; Mammalia; Rodentia; Cricetidae. The transcript is spliced from 27 exons. The coding region runs from base 192 to 5000 and encodes 1602 amino acids. Gene Ontology annotation, molecular function: ATP binding; protein kinase activity. The record is from RefSeq and is a predicted model, not a curated record. Gene Ontology annotation, biological process: protein phosphorylation; MAPK cascade.
CCUCGCUGCCCGCCGUAGCCCGGCGCUCGGCCGGCCGCCGUUCCCAAGAUGGCCGCGGCGCGCACGGCUCCCGCGGCGGGCUAGAGGCGGAGGCGGAGCCGAGUCACUCCCGCACCCCGGCGGCUCGGGCUCUCCCGCACACGGGGCUGCAGCUGACGGCCCGCCGCGGCCAUGCGGGGCUCGGUGCACGGAUGAGAGACGCCGCCCCGGGGCCCCCGCCCGCCCUCGCCGUCACCCCUGCAGCCGCCAUGGAGGAGCCGCGGCCGCCGCCGCCCGAGCCCGAGCCCGAGCCCGAGCCCGAGCGCUGCCCGGCGGCGAGGCCGGAGUGCAUGUUGGGAGAGUCAGCUCGCAAGAGUCUGGAAUCUGACCCAGAGGACUUUUCUGAUGAAGCGAAUACAGAAAACCUAUACAGCACCUCUCCCCCGAGCACACCACGGCAGACGAAACGCCUGUCAACCAAGCACCAGAGGAACAGCGUGGGGAGGCCGGCCAGCCGGUCAAAUUGGAAAGAAAAAAUGAGCACACCCAGUCCGUCCCCACACAGAGAUGCCGGGAAGGGAGUGGGGCCUGUGGAAGAGCACAGCUACAAGCAGGAGAGGAAGGUCCGAGCCACCCUGAGAACCUCAGAGCGAGACCACAAGAAGAGCGCUCAGUGCUCCUUCAUGCUGGACUCGGUGGCCGGGUCUUUGCCCAAAAAAUCGAUUCCAGACGUGGAUCUCAAUAAGCCUUACCUCAGCCUCGGCUGCAGCAACGCCAAGCUGCCGGUCUCCAUGCCGAUGCCUAUAGCCAGAACUGCGCGGCAGACUUCGCGGAGUGACUGCCCAGCGGAUCGCCUGAAGUUCUUUGAAACACUGCGCCUUUUGCUAAAGCUUACCUCAGUCUCGAAGAAGAAGGACAGGGAGCAGAGGGGACAAGAAAACACGGCUGCUUUCUGGUUCAACCGGUCAAACGAACUGAUCUGGUUGGAACUCCAGGCCUGGCACGCAGGUCGCACCAUCAAUGACCAGGACCUCUUUUUAUACACGGCUCGCCAAGCCAUCCCGGACAUCAUCAACGAAAUCCUCACGUUCAAAGUCAAUUACGGGAGCAUUGCCUUCGCCGGGAACGGGGCUGGUUUCGGCGGCGCUUCCCCGGAGGGGCAGUGCAGAACCCAUCACGGGGCGAGCGGUACGGGCUGUUGGACGUACCACGAGCACCUCCAGCGCCAGAGGGUCUCUUUUGAGCAGGUGAAGCGGAUAAUGGAGCUGCUGGAGUACAUCGAAGCACUUUAUCCGUCCUUGCAGGCGCUGCAGAAGGACUACGAGAGAUACGCCGCCAAGGACUUCGAGGACAGGGUGCAGGCGCUCUGUCUGUGGCUGAACAUCACGAAGGAUUUAAAUCAGAAGCUGAGGAUUAUGGGCACUGUUCUGGGAAUCAAGAACCUAUCAGACAUUGGCUGGCCAGUGUUUGAGAUCCCUUCCCCUCGGCCAUCCAAAGGCCACGAGCCGGAAGACGAGGGCGAGGACUCGGAGGGAGAGCCGAGGGAGCUGGAGAGCGGCACGGAGGGGAGCGACGGGGAGCGGACCCCCAGCCCCAGGGCGCCAGAGCUGGGGCGGUCCGCAUCCGCAGACGGUGUCUUGGACCUCCGCUCCCAGGACUGCGCUCCCAGGAGACUGGAGAGGCUCGAGUCCGAGGAGGACCCUGCAGGCUGGGGGGCAGCAGACUGUGGCCCCGAGGCCGGCUUCAGCAGGCAUUGUCUGACUUCUAUUUAUAGACCGUUCGUGGACAAAGCGCUGAAGCAAAUGGGGCUAAGAAAGCUGAUCGUGCGGCUCCACAAGCUGAUGCACGGCUCCCUGCAGAGGGCCCGCGCAGCUCUGGCGAAGAGUGGCCAUCCGGUGGAGUUCUCUGACUUUCCAGGUCCCAUGUGGGGCUCGGAUUACGUGCAGUUGUCGGGGACACCUCCUUCCUCAGAGCAGAAGUGCAGCCCCGUGUCCUGGGAAGAGCUGAAGGCCAUGGACCUGCCCUCCUUCGAACCGGCCUUCCUAGUGCUCUGCCGAGUCCUGCUGAACGUUAUACACGAAUGUCUGAAGCUGCGGCUGGAGCAGAGGCCUGCUGGGGAGCCUUCCCUCUUGAGCAUCAAACAGCUAGUGCGCGAGUGCAAAGAGGUCCUGAAGGGGGGGUUGCUGAUGAAGCAGUACUACCAGUUCAUGCUGCAGGAGGCUCUGCACGGCCUGGAGGAGACCGACUGCAACAUGGAUGCCUUUGAGGAGGACCUGCAGAAGAUGCUGAUGGUGUAUUUUGAUUACAUGAGAAGCUGGAUCCAAAUGCUGCAGCAGUUACCUCAGGCUUCCCACAGCUUGAAAAACCUGUUAGAAGAGGAAUGGAACUUCACCAAAGAAAUAACUCACUACAUCCGAGGGGGAGAAGCGCAGGCCGGGAAGCUUUUCUGUGACAUUGCAGGUAUGCUGCUGAAAUCCACGGGGAGCUUUCUGGAAUCUGGCCUGCAGGAGAGCUGUGCGGAGCUGUGCACCGGUCCCGAUGACAACGGCGCUGCCGACGAGCUAAGGAGGUCUGUCAUAGAGAUGAGCCGAGCCCUCAAGGAGCUCUUCCACGAGGCGCGGGAGAGGGCCUCCAAGGCCCUGGGCUUUGCCAAAAUGCUGAGGAAGGACCUGGAAAUAGCCGCAGAAUUUGUACUGUCUGCCUCAGUCCAAGAGCUCCUGGACGUCCUGAGAGCAAAGCAGUAUGUUAAGGUACAGAUUCCCGGGCUAGAGAAUUUGCACGUGUUUGUCCCCGACAGCCUUGCGGAGGAGAAGAGAAUUAUUCUGCAGUUACUCAAUGCUGCCACGGGAAAGGACUGCUCAAAAGAUCCAGACGAAGUCUUCAUUGAUGCCUUUCUGCUUCUGACCAAGCACGGGGACCGAGCCUGUGACUCGGAAGAUGGAUGGGCCACCUGGGACUCACGGGCUGUCAGAAUUGUGCCCCAGGUGGAAACUGUUGAUACCCUGAGAAGCAUGCAGGUGGACAAUCUUCUCCUGGUUGUCAUGGAGUCUGCUCAUCUCGUAAUUCAGAGAAAAGCCUUCCAGCAGUCCAUUGAGGGACUGAUGACUCUCCGCCAUGAGCAGACUUCCAGUCAGCCCGUCAUCGCCAAAGCUUUGCAGCAGCUCAAGAAUGACGCCCUUGAGCUGUGCAACAGAGUGAGUGAUGCCAUUGACCGGGUGGACCGCAUGUUUACACUGCAGUUUGAUGCUGAGGUGGAUGAGCCCGAGUCCGCCACGCUGCAGCAGUACUACCGAGAAGCAAUGAUUCAGGGGUACAACUUUGGGUUCGAGUAUCAUAAAGAAGUUGUUCGUUUGAUGUCUGGAGAGUUCAGACAGAAAAUAGGAGAUAAAUACAUAAGCUUUGCCCAAAAAUGGAUGAAUUACGUCCUCACCAAAUGUGAGAGUGGCCGGGGCACAAGACCCAGGUGGGCCACUCAAGGAUUUGAUUUCCUACAAGCCAUUGAGCCUGCGUUUAUUUCAGCGUUACCCGAAGAUGACUUCCUGAGUUUGCAAGCCUUGAUGAAUGAGUGCAUUGGCCACGUCAUAGGAAAGCCACACAGCCCUGUCACAGCUAUCCAUCGGAACAGCCCCCGCCCCGUGAAGGUGCCGCGAUGCCACAGCGACCCUCCCAACCCACACCUCAUCAUCCCAACCCCAGAGGGAUUCAGCACUCGGAGCGUGCCUUCCGACGCUCGGAACCACGGCACCUCUGUUGCUGCCGCUGCUGUUGCCGCCGCCGCCGCCGCCACCACCACUGCCACUGGCCGCCCUGGCCCGGGUGGUGGUGACCCUGCGCCGGCCAAACCCGUCAACACUGCCCCUGAAACCAGGGGUUCCAGCGUCCCAGAAAACGAUCGCUUGGCAUCCAUAGCCGCAGAGCUGCAGUUCAGGUCUCUGAGUCGGCACUCGAGUCCGACGGAGGAGCGAGAGGAGCCAGCGUAUCCCCGAAGUGACUCAAGUGGAUCCACACGGAGAAGCUGGGAACUUCGCACACUCAUUAGCCAGACCAAAGACUCUGCCUCUAAGCAGGGGCCCAUAGAAGCUAUCCAGAAGUCAGUCCGGCUCUUUGAAGAGAGGAGGUAUCGAGAAAUGAGGAGAAAGAAUAUCAUCGGUCAAGUUUGCGAUACCCCUAAAUCCUAUGACAAUGUCAUGCACGUUGGGCUGAGGAAGGUGACCUUUAAGUGGCAGAGAGGAAAUAAAAUAGGAGAAGGGCAGUACGGGAAAGUAUACACCUGCAUCAGCGUCGACACCGGGGAGCUGAUGGCCAUGAAGGAGAUUCGGUUUCAGCCUAAUGACCAUAAAACUAUCAAGGAAACUGCAGACGAACUGAAGAUAUUUGAAGGCAUCAAGCACCCCAACCUAGUUCGGUACUUUGGCGUGGAGCUUCACAGGGAAGAGAUGUACAUCUUCAUGGAGUAUUGUGACGAGGGCACGCUGGAGGAGGUGUCAAGGCUAGGGCUUCAGGAGCAUGUCAUCAGGCUGUAUUCCAAGCAGAUCACUGUUGCCAUCAACGUCCUCCACGAGCAUGGCAUCGUCCACCGAGAUAUCAAAGGUGCCAAUAUCUUCCUCACGUCAUCUGGACUAAUCAAACUGGGAGAUUUUGGAUGCUCAGUGAAGCUUAAGAACAACACCCAGACCAUGCCCGGAGAGGUGAACAGUACCUUAGGGACAGCAGCUUACAUGGCGCCUGAAGUUAUUACCCGAGCUAAAGGAGAAGGCCAUGGCCGCGCAGCAGAUGUCUGGAGUCUGGGGUGUGUCGUCAUAGAGAUGGUGACCGGCAAGCGGCCUUGGCAUGAGUACGAACACAACUUCCAGAUUAUGUACAAAGUGGGAAUGGGCCACAAGCCACCAAUCCCUGAAAGGUUAAGUCCCGAAGGAAAGGAUUUCCUCUCGCACUGCCUGGAAAGUGACCCAAAGAUGAGAUGGACAGCCAGCCAGCUCCUCGACCACGCCUUUGUCAAGGUUUGCACAGAUGAAGAGUGAAGCGAACAGUCCGUGACCUAGUAGUGUGUGGACAGAAUCCCCGAUCGCUACUGUAUGUAAUAUUUACAUGAAGUCUGCCCGGUGCAGUGCAGCCUCUUCACCCUCCGAGACUGAACCCUGCACAGGUGACAAGCCUGACUUCUGCUGCUCUGGUGUCUGCUGUAGCACAGGACCCUCCUGAGUGACAGUUGACGAGGUUAAAGACGCUGCAUGUUAAGUGCCAUUACUACUGUACAUGGACCAUCGCCUCUGUCUCCUCCGUUCCUCGCGUGACUGAGAACCGUGGCAUCAGUGUAGUGUUUUUGAGCUUCUGGGGUUCAAAAGAAAAUGUAGUGUUGUCAGGUGUCCCGGACCUUGUUUGGCUCUCCUGUUUGUUGAGUGCUCUGACUGUGAAACCUCCUUGUUGGCAAGCUGCAAGUUUGUUAUGCCAAGGCUCGUAAGUGAAACUGAAGAAAAGGUUCUUUUCCAAUAAAUGGUUUAUUUUAGGAAAGCUAA